AUGUCAAAUGUCAACAAUAUAAAAUCAAAGAACGUGACAUGCAGAAAAUUGUUUAUUUUAUCUAGAAACAGACAAAACAACGUUUUGUAGGUGUUGCCGUGACGUUUACCGGGUUAUUCGUUUGUUACUGUUAUUAUUAAAAAAGCCUCAAAAUGAGUUGUCCAAUAAGUAAAGAAGCUGUUGACAAAUUGAAACAAUUUAUCUCUAUCUGUAAAACAACUCCUGACAUAAUUCAUAUUCCGGAACUAAGUUUUUUCAAAGAUUAUUUGGAAUCAUUAGGAGCCAAACUUCCGGAAUCAAAAAAGAUGCCUUCAUCUUCUGGAGUUAAAGCGGAACCGGCAGAAGUUCAUGAUGAACCUAUAGAAGACGAAGCGAUUGCGUCAGAUCCUGAAUCUGUGUUAGAAUUUGAUAUGACUGGUUGUGUAGAACCAGACAAAUUGGAUGAUGAUCAGAAAAUGGGAGAUCCUACUAAAGAAAUAACCGAAGAAAUGUCCGAUAAGGCGGAUGAAUUAAGAAUUCAAGCGAUGUCUCAAUUAUCUGAAGGUAAUACAGAAAAAGCCAUAGAGUUGUUUACUGAAGCUAUACAAAAUAAUCCAAGCAGUGCUUUACUAUUUGCAAAACGAGGUCAAGCAUAUUUAAAAUUAACUAGACCAAACGCUUGUAUUAGAGAUUGUACAAGAGCCUUAGAAUUAAAUUGCGAUUCAGCUCCAGCAUAUAAAUUCAGGGGAAGAGCUUAUAGAUUAUUAGGUGAAUGGGAGCUUGCUGCUAAAGACUUGAGACAGGCCUGUAACAUUGACUUUGAUGAACAAACAGAUGAAUGGUUGAAAGAAGUCACACCAAACGCUAAGAGAAUUGAAGAACAUUUAUUAAAAAAAGAGCGAAGAAAGAAAGAUAAAGAAGAAAGAGAAAGACUUGAUAGAAUAAGAAAAGCUAGAGAAGCUCAUGCUAAGGCUGCAGCUAAAGAAGAAAAGGAAGAAACUAGUGAAGCCGGUGAUGGUGGAGACUUUUACAAAUUAUUACAAGAUCCUGAAAUAAUGGCAGCAUUUCAAGAUCCAGAAGUUGCAGCUGCUUUCAAAGAUAUUUCUAUGAAUCCAGGGAAUUUUAUGAAAUACCAGUCUAAUCCCAAAGUUAUGAAUCUGGUUUCAAAACUUUCAAGCAAAAUUUCUGGAUCUGGAAUGAAUUUUCCGGGUUUUUCCGGAGCUGGUUUCCCUGGCGCUGGUUUUCCUGGAGCUGGAGGUGCUGGUUUUCCAGGUUUUCCUGGUGGUUUUCCAGGUGCUGGUACAGGAACAACGCCAAAACCAGACCAUGUACAACCCGAUGAUGAUAAUUUAGAUUAAAUUAUUUUUUUAUUGGUGGUUGAAAUAACUGUGACUUUUUAAAGGAUGCGUGUGUUUUUUACAUUUUUUUAUAUAGAUGGCAAUAAUUCUAACGUUUAUAUGGGAAAAAUAUCGCAGUUUUAUGUAGGAUCUUUAAUUUUGUGCAAUCUUGUUAAAAAAAUACAUGUAUCCAUAUUAUUUACAAAGGAUUAACAAAUUUUGUUUUAAGUAUAUUAGGUUUUAGUUGGAGAAAUGGCUUAGUCACAUUUUUUCAAACCGCCAAUUGCUUACUUUUCUUUUAAGUCGAGUGAAUAAAUCAUAUAAGGCUGAUGUUAUCACAUCCAGUUAGUUAUUAAUGGAGUGACACAAUUUGGUUAAAUUUUGUUGAAUUAUAAAUUUAGGCAUUAUAUAA
Diorhabda carinulata is the source of this 1728-nucleotide messenger RNA. Its product is annotated as putative protein FAM10A4. Lineage: Eukaryota; Metazoa; Arthropoda; Insecta; Coleoptera; Chrysomelidae. The transcript has 3 exons. Gene Ontology annotation, molecular function: Hsp70 protein binding; protein dimerization activity. Bases 153 to 1337 code for a protein of 394 amino acids. The record is from RefSeq and is a predicted model, not a curated record.